AUGACAUUUGCUUUGGAAAAGAGGGGGUAUGUAAAGGCAGGACCGUGGACACCUGAGUGCACUGUGGAAAAUCCAGAAGCAGGUCUGAACUAAAUUUUUUAAUAUGAGCUAUGAUACUGAGGCUCUGUUAGGAUAAAAGUCCGACAAGCAGGGGCGGAUCUAGGGGGAGGGUGCAGGGGGUGCACACCCCCCCCCCGAGAUGACCUGCGGUUUUCUAAUACAACUGGUAUUCUGCCCAAAAAAAACUAUGUGGUUUAGUGGUGUUGAAGUAGAGCAAGAGACGAGUGCACCCCCUCCUAAAAAAAAUCCUGGAUCCGCCCCUGACAAGUGACAUUGGCCUUGAAACAGCAACAUAGGAAUAGAUCAACGAAGGUGGUGUAAGGGUUUGUGGUGAUGCUGUUUUGGUGCGGUUUUGCAGGAAUUUUAUUUUUAGUUGCGAUAUUGCAGUUUUACAAAACCAGGUGGUUUGUGGUAUUUAGAAAUUUUCGGGUAAUUUCAAUGUGGUUUGCGGUUUUCUUAUGUUAUUCUGUAUGGUAUUUAUACGUAAUUCAGUGUAGUUUUGUGGUAUUCCUACCCCCCUUAUGCCCCCCCCCUCCCCUCAUCAAAUGGCAACAAUGACAUGAAGAUGAGUUGAAACUGUGACAAAAAAAGGACAAUCCCAAAUACAAUAGCGAAAUACUGACAGCUACAUGGCCUUGACCUUCUCAAUAUGCAAAAUGACUGCUUUUGAAAUUCAGACGGGGAACUAUGUAUACCCCCACCCCCCACCGUAAGGGAACUUGACUGAUCACUGCAAGCUGUAGGGGGAGAUCCAGGAAUAUUCCAAAUAUAGGGGGCAGGAUGAAGGGGCUCCAAACUUCAAAAUAUUACAACUGUUUCAAACCAUUAUUUUCACCCUUUUGAACUUGCUGUUACAUUUUUCUGUUUUGUGUAGCAAAAUUUAUAACAGAUGAAAUGCAAAUUUGAAAAAGAAUUCUUCAUAUAAUUUGUGGAAAAAUUCCAGACAAUCAGCAGUUUUACUGUUUCCCCCCUUUUUUGUAUUAUGCAGUUUUUGAUUAAAAAUUAAAAAUCAGGGAUUGUAAGGUAGAUUCCCUAUCGUCUGGCAGGUUAUAACCAACUUAUCUUUGGUGGUACAGUGAAACCUGUAUUAAGCGGACACCCUUGGGGAAUGCUGUAGUGUCCGCUUAAUACAGGGUGUCCGCCUAACACAGGUUUCGAUAUAUAACGUCAUAUGAGGUGUCAAAUGCCAUUCAAAUGAACAGUGGAAGCAUAGAGACUAUGAUGAUAGACGUUUGCAUUAAUUUCUUUAUCAAAGUGAACCAAUUGAUCAUAGUACCAUAAACAUGGAUUGCAACUCAAAUUUGAAGAAAUGCGAUGAGUGAAACAAGCUCUAUACAAACAAAACGAAAUAGAAAACAAUCCGGUACUGUGAAACUAAUCAAAUAAGUUUGUCACGUUUUUUAAGGUAAAAAUCGAAAAAUUUGUGGGUGGCAAUUCGAGGCAAUCUUUCGCAUUUCCGGUGUCUGGCAUGUUGGCUGGUGGAAUUUAAUUACAAGUGUCCGUUCAAUACAGGUUGGCAACAAUAGAAAUGGUCCUUUUUAGGUACUUUUUAGGUGUCCGCGUCCACUUAAUAGAGGUGUCCGCUUAAUAAAGGUUUCAUUUAAAGUAAAUAAGGGAAAUAAAUUUGGGGACUUCAGAUACUGUCCGCUUAAUAGAGGGUGUCCGCUUAAUAUGGUGUCCGCUUAAUACAGGUUUCACUGUAAUUGUAUUGUGAUUGUCUGCAAUAUUCAUAUAUUUUUUGUUCAGUUCACCAGCUUCAUCGUGAAUUUCUUCGAGCUGGAGCAGAUGUGAUUCAAGCUUUUUCAUUCUCCAUGGAUGAUAAUGUGAUUGAUGAAAAGGUAUUUUCCACAUAAUUAUAGAAAUGAAUUGUACAGUCCUACAUUCACCCUGGCAGAGGGGCAUACAUGCCCUGGGUGGAGGGACUCCCAUAUGAAAGGGGUGGGGAUGCUCAUUGGAAAUUUUGAAUUAAACCUUUAACGGAGACCAAUCUGGGUAUGGCCCAACCUUGUUUGACCCCUAAAAGAGACCAUUUUAAACUUUGAUUACAUGAAUCAAGUAAAUAAAAUGAAUUUAAAAAUAUAUAUCUUUUUUUGUACUUCUUUGCGUGCAACCCUAAAAGAGACCUUUAUGGCUAAAUAGAAUGAUAUGAAAUGGAGUUGGGGUAGAGAGAGGCACUGGACUACUGAUCAGUAGUAUAAAAUAGAAAAUAACAGGUCUAUGAGCUAUCAUAGUACCCAUUAGACCAUAUGUUGAACUUAAAGUAAACAAAAAUUGAUAGUAAUAAAUGGAAGGGGAAAAUUCAACGACAGCAAACUGUCAUUCAGGCGCCAGUUGUUCAAAAUUAAAGUUGGGUAGCGCUAUCCACCGGAGAAAUUGCUAUCGAAAGGACAAGUAUUACGAAAAUCAGUUGCAUUAUCCACUAGAUGGUGAUUUAUCCAAUGGAACAACUGGAGCCAGAUCUACAAUAAUAUUAUUGUCUGUGUUAAAAAUGCUGAAUUAAGAUAUUGCCACGAGAUUAAUGUUGCACAACAACAACAAAGUGAUUUCAAGACCAAUAUCAAAAGAUGUCCACGACCUGAUCCAGUCAGGAUAAUAUCUGUAAUUUUAGCUGGGAAUGUAGUAAAGGUUUCUCAAAAGGCAUCCCUGACAGUGACGCCGCUACCAGGCCAAGCAAGGUGCGACUUAAUUACGUGCUAUGUGACUGAAUUUAGACCAAAGAUUCAAAACAUGUGGAAACACAUUUUGGCAAUUUUGGAUUGCAUAUAUAUAUUUAAGCCUCUCUCCUGCUCACAGAAGCAAGAUCCUUUCUUUUUUUCUUUAUUGCUUGCCUUGGAGGUAUUGUGGAAUGGGAGUGAGGUGGUGUGUUUUGCUUUCCUAUUCAGGUUCCCUUUCUUUCUGAAUUUCAUUAACUACUGAGUUUUAGGAGGUUUGUUUAAUCCCAGGACAAGGCUGUGCUCUGGCAACCACCAGUGGCUCCUGGCACCUAACUUUUGCUCCCAAGCGACUAGAAAAUCUUAUUUUUUUCACAGAAAUCAUAUGCUGGGCACCCUAGUCUGCGAGAGCACCUUUUUUGGCUCUUGUUUCACCCACCACCCUGGAUUUCACAGGUUAAAAGCACUGCACUCCUUUCAGUUUUCUUAGAGCACAGCCUUGCAGUAUCUAUAUUUCCAUUCUUAAUACUUGCAUCAACAGAAUGAAGAAAUCAAUCAGUCUGCAUGUGACCUUGCCAAGAGUGUAGCCGGAGAGGGAGGGGUGUUCUCUGCUGGAUCUAUUUGCCAAACAGCAACCCUGUACAUGCAUGGAGCUGGAAGGAACCGCAUACAAGAACGAAUUGAGGAGCAAAUUCAGAUAUUCCUCAAGAAUGACAUGGAUUUACUGAUUGCUGAGGUAAGAACAUAGUGUAGGACUAUAAUGGCCAUUUUGCAAAGCAAACAUUGUAACUUGUUGGAGUAUUUUGAAUUUUGAGCACAUGUUUUUUUAGCUGUCUUUAGCUUGUUAAGUAGUAGUACACUGGCUCCAGAGGUCCUUUCUCAAAAUAAUUCGGAUUAAGUAGUUAUUGUAGUACUAUAAUUUCCUGUACACUGUAGUUGUAAUAGUAGCAGUAGCAGAGCAUUAGCAUUAGCAGUAGCAGUACAGCGCCUCUUUAACAAAUACACUUAGUCAAUUAUCUCUCAAUGACCAGGUCUAUAAGACGCACACCUCAGUAAAACGGACAUCAAGACCCUGCUUUUUUUUACAGCCAUCAUUUGACUCUCUAUAAGACACACACUUUUUUAAGAAGGACACUUACGAUAAUUACUACAGUACGAUUUACUUUUUUCGUUUUUUUUUUGGGGGGGGGGUCAUCUCAAUUUUUUUGGGAUACAAGGGGGGCCAUCCAAAAAAAAUUCUGAUGAAGAGGGAGUCAUCAUAUUCUACAGGAGGCUACCCGUCAAAUCCCACCAGCCCCCACCCCACAAAAAGUGAACGGACCCUAAAUAUAUAUCUCUCCAAGGAAUCUUUAACAGUCAAUUAAAGGUCUCAAUGAUUUUGGGCUCCAAAAGAGGUCCUAUUAUUUUAUUUCAAUUUUGGAGUUACUCGGUGACCUGUUUUUAUAUCUUCUCACCCCUCUCCUCUCAGGAGUUUCUCGGUGACCUGUUUUUAUAGCAUCUCACCCCUCUCCUCUCAGUUCUUUGAGUAUUGCGGUGACCUGUUUUUAUAGCUUCUUACCCUUCUCCUCUCAGUUCUUUGAGUACUGCGAAGAAGCAGAGUGGGUAGUAGAGGUGAUGAAGACCACAGGGAAACCAACUGCCAUCACAAUGUCUAUCGGUCCUGCUGGGGACAGCAACAACGUUCCUCCACAGGAAUGCGCAGUUCGACUUGCAAGGACAGGUAUUAUUCGUUUUUAUGAGCCGUUUCCGUUGUGCGGGCAACGUCAUUAAAUAUUCAAGGCCUGCGAGCAAGCUCUCCGGGGCGCGCUGGCGGCGGGGCGGGAAAAGGAAGGAGAGCUUACAACUAUGUCUCUGGAAUUUAAAUUCCGCCUCCAGUUCCUCUGUGGCUCCCCAUCGACUGAGCUGUCAGAUUUCCGCCAAUCAGCGCGAAGCGGAAACAAGUGCGAAUGUAAACACAGAUUGAAAAACACGUGAAAGCACGUGCCAAGGGUAAUGACGUCACUACUAAUGUCAUCUCCGCCAAUCAGCAUUUCGCAUCGACUUUUUCGAUGCAGAUAUUCAAGUUUCAGAGAAGUAGUUGCAAGCUCUCCUUCCUUUUCCCGCCCCGCCGCCAGAGCGCCCCGGAGAGCUCGCUCGCAGGCUAGCGUUCUGGCUUCUGCGUCGGCGCGAAAACCCUACCGGAUAGGCUUCUGUUCACACAUAAGAACGGUGAUUUUGGCGCGAUUUCUGUAACGGAGCGAAGCGCUGCGUCGAUCUUCUAAGUGGAGGGUCACAUAUCGGAUAGGUGUUCAUACGUAACUGGGUAGCUUUCUGGGUCCUCACAAAACUGAGGCAAUCCGGUAUAGUGUGAAUAUAACCUAAAACUCGCAUCAGGCUAUGUCCAGGUGUCCUUCUUUUGAAAAAGUCUAGCCUGCGUCGCAGGCGCUUGCAAGUAGUGGGCAAAAGAAAAAACGAGCGCGCGAGACCCUCGCGUGUCUCCCUCGCGCUCGCCCGUUCUUUCUUUCGCCCACUACUUCCAAGCGCCUGCUACGCAGGCUAGAAAACGUCCGAAUUUUUUGAUAGUAAUAACUUCGUAAGAGACUAUGGUUCACCUUGUACUUGUACAAUUUUGGAGAGACAGAUGACGCAGUGGAAAUCCCAUCCUACAGCCUGUGAUCUGAGCAAUAUGGAAUUUCUGUGCUCGUUCCUCGGAGGUCAUUUAACGAUAAAACCAGUGCUGAAGUCGCGCGAACGUGGGUUGUUUUCUCAGGCUUGUUAUAGGGCGUAUCAUUGCAAAUCAACAGUCUGAGGUUUUUUUUAUUGGUAGGAGCUGAUAUCAUUGGACUGAACUGUAAGUUUGAUCCAUAUAUUUCACUCGAAACUCUCCGUCUGAUGAAGGAGGCACUUGAGAGAGAAGGGUUGAGCUGUCAUUUAAUGAUUCAACCCGUGGGAUACCAUACACCUGACUCAGGCAGGACAGGGUUCCAAAGUUUACCCGAGUGUCCUUUUGGUAAGCGCUACUUGACGUGGUGAACAAUUUAGCUAAAGUUUCUUUUAUAGCGAGGUCAAUAUAACUUGCAACUUACGUAUUACCAGUAGUUUCGUAUUAGUAACUCAACGAUAUUUGUUUUACACGUUCCUUUUCAAUGGUUUCAAAUUAAAUUUUUGUGUUUAUUUGACGCUGAGGAGCUCCGCUUUUAAGCAUAGCAAAUUAUAUAUGCUUGAUUAACAAAGGUUUGCGAAUUUCAAUGUCAUGUUUAAAGUAAGUCUAAGUAAGGAUAGGGCGUUUUCACAUGACGUCACGGCCGCCAUAUUGGUGUUAAAAAAACAAUCAAACGGCGGCCAUGUUGGUGUUCCAAACCAAAUCCUGUGGAAGUUGAUCUCUUUUCUUAUGUAAACACUCUCUUUUGCUGGUCACGUGAGUGAAAACGCUCUAUAGACUAACGAUGACAAGAAAAAGACCCUGAAUGAGCAUUCUGUCAUAAAAGUUGAGAUUUGAAAGGUGGCCCAGACAUGCCUGUUGUUGAACUGGAAACGCACUCCUAUCUAUUAAACUCCUAGUCUGCUACACAGCCGUUUUUAGUGUCGUCACGCAACGCUCCUCCCCACUAAGAGCAUUGCGUGACGACACUAAAAACGGCUGUUUAGCAGACUAUUAAACUCCCCGUCUUGGACCGAUAAAAGAGAGCUUAAGCAACGACGGCGGCGACAGCAACGAGAACGCAAAAGAGGAAUAGGUUUAUAUUAGCAAAACAACAGCUUUGCACGUGCAUCACGCUUUUUUGUUCAUUUUUUUGCCGUCGUUGCACGACUACGACGUGAAAGUGCAUAAUUCCACGUUUUGUCGAGGACGGAAACCCGAGACCACAACUUUCUUUCUUCUUUUCCUGAACUUUGAUACAGUCAUUUAGAAUUCAACUCCAAAACAAUUCACCAACAUUUGACGAAUUAAACGAGAUAGAAUAAGCGCAAUAAAGUUCGAGGCAGCGCAAAUUCACUUUUUAAGUCAGGGGCGGAUCUAGGGGGAGGGUGCAGGGGGUGCGCCCCCCCCCCCCUCGAGAUGACCGGCGGUUUUCUAAUACAACUGGUAUUCUGCAAAAAAAAAACUAUGUGGUCUAUUGGUGUUGAAGUAGAGCAAGAGACGAUUGCACCCCCUCCUAAAAAAAAUCCUGGAUCCGCCCCUGUAAGUGACGUUUUCGUAGCUGUAGCCGUCGUUGUUGCUUAAGCUUCCUAAAUUUAAAUAAAGGUUCCAGGCGUGUAUUAGAUCAUUUACGGUAAUGAAACUCCUAAUGCCCAUUUUGUUUGUUAUUUUAGCUCUAGAGCCUCGUACCUUGACUCGCUGGGAUGUGCAGAAGUACGCCCGACAGGCCUAUGACUUAGGAGUCAGGUAUAUUGGCGGCUGUUGUGGAUUUGAACCAUACCAUAUCAGGGCUAUCGCAGAAGAGGUAAGUUCAAGAAAACGAGUCGAAAAAUUAAACUUUUUAAAAGUGGCAGUUUUGUUUACAUUCAGAGUACAGUACGUUGGGGGACCCUCCAUAUGACCAAACUUCCAGGCCUCCACUCUUCAAAUUUUCACACAAUUAAGCUUCCAUGCUUUCACCCUUAACCCAAGCUUCCACGGCAUCCAAACGUCACACUUCCAUACUUUAAGACUCUGACACUUCCAAACGUUCAUGUAUUUGCACUUUGUAACUUCUAUACUUCCACAGUUCUAUUCCUCUAGUCUAAGCUUCCAAAUUACCAUAAUUUCAAUUGCUUUUCGUAUUUCCACACUUCCGAUUCUUUUAUACAAAAGGAAUUAAAAAGAAGCGAGUUAAUUAUAUAUAUACUAGGGUAUCUAAAAGAUAGUAAUGCUGCGGCACAUUCUGUUGACACUGGCAUUAGUUAGGCAGUGAGACUUAAAAGAAUCAAAAAUGACAUUGAAUGUCCUAUUUACAUGUUGGAAAGUACCAGAAUAAUUACUAUCAGUCUAUAGAAAGAACUCGUGGGAACAUUGUUUAGAAAAUGAUCAAGUGGUUAUCAACUCUAGUUUUCCCACAAUAAAUUGUAGGAAAUAAUAGCAAUUCAGAUCGUUUAUCCAUAUAUUUAAUAUACGGUGCACGAUAUUUUCUCUGGAAACACAAUACUUUUCUUGCUGUUUGUUGCACUUUAUUAAGUAACAGUUAUUUAUCCAUAAAUUUAUAGAAAACAACAACACAAAAAACGGAAAAAAAAGAAAGAAGGAGUAAAUAAUUCAGUAGAACUCGAACCCGGCACAUUCGACUCCACGCGACUACACCUAACCACUACACCACAGAGGCUGAUUACGUAGUCUUUAGGAAAAGUCUUUCAUUUUAUUCCUUUUCCAUGAAACUUUCGCCGGCAAGAUGAUCGCCAGCCGUAUUAACUGAGCUAUUAGCAGUGAAAAAACAAUGUAAACGCAUAUUCCAUGGCAAUAAAUGAAUGAAAGAACAUAAUUAUGCUUUUCAAAUCGCCGAUACACGUCCUCGUCUGCAAAGUAGGACACAAAACAUAUGUUUUGUUAUCUCGAUUUCCGCUGUUAUUUUGAAGCGAAUGGUCAAAAUCACAUCCAUUUUCGGCUCAUACAGUUUCUUAAGAAUAGCAUUGCAUGACAUUUUCUCACUUUCACAUCACCUUCUAGCAAGCUGGAAUUUGUAUAUCCCCCGUGUUGCGGAGUCGAAGAGCAAAUGCUCAUCUUCUCGUCAGGUUUAACACCUGGACGAGUCAAAAAAGGCUCUUGAAUUGAAAUCCAAUCUCCAAGUUAACCACCGUACUCAUCUGAAAGACUCCUGCGUGUCUUAAAAUUUGGUAAGACCUCUAACCGUGCUGUAGAAAAUUUGCCACAAAGAAAACUAGAGCAGCGAACGAUGCACUCUCUCACCCACCGAACUUCCCCGUGUUUUUAUUUGAGUUGUUCGUGGCGCAAUGCACUCUGGUUAAAUGCAAUGCAUUGUGGUAAAAAGUGUGGUUAAAUGCAAUGCAUUGUGGUAAAAAGUGAUGAAUUCGAGAAUUCGUCGCCCCUUAUAUAUUUCCUUUAAAUCCUGAUUAUGUUGCUGCUCGCUCCCUUCGGUCGCUCCGCAGCAAUUAAAUAUUCGCGUUACAGUAUUAAAAUAACUUAGACACGUUCUGCGUGUGCUCUUCUAAGCAAAGUUAAAGCUGAAAACAACGAGAAGUAUCUUUUCAGCAAUAUUUUUUUUUUCGUUUCAGCUUGCUACAGAAAGAGGGUUUCUGCCAGAAGCAAGUCAAAAACACAGCCCUUGGGGGGAGAGCUUAAAAGCUCAUCCGAAAGAAUGGUGCAGAGUAAGGUACGCAUUAUUAACGACAAAUAAACGCGCAACUAGCACAUAGCUAAUCGAAGCUUGCACCAGUUUGUUGACAUUGGUCGAUCUUCUAAUAAUAAACAAACAUUCGAAAGUGAAUUUGUCUUUCAUAAUCUUCGCGUUAAGACCGAACUUGAUGAGUGUAAUGUAGAGAGCCAGGCGAGAUGAUAAGAGAACAGAGCGCAAAAGAAAGUUUUGUCUAUUGCUCUUACAACAAAUUUCACGCGAAAACAAAGUAAGUCGGUUUUCUACGCCGGCGUUUAUUGGUAUUCUGAAAGCACGCAGUUUUUAUCAAUUAGAAAAGAAAAGGAAAAAAGACUGGGUUGCGGUAAGAGUGCAAUUGCCCAUUUUGUGUAAGUGACAUUAGCAGGGCAGCCAUGUCUUUUACACUCCGAAUUUACGGCAACACUCAACAGUGGCCUUCAUUGUUAACAAACUUUUGACGUCUUUUUAUGUAACAAGGGCGAAGAAAUAAAGUUCAGUUUGUGAUUUUGUAUCCAGGGGCAACCGAGCUUACUGGGAGAGCCUGGAGCCUGCUACAGGCCGCCCGUAUUCUUCUGCAAAGAGCAAGUUUGACGGACCAGCCUGA
Porites lobata is the source of this 9599-nucleotide messenger RNA. NCBI's taxonomy places the organism in Eukaryota, Metazoa, Cnidaria, Anthozoa, Scleractinia, Poritidae. The record is from the annotation of a GenBank genome assembly.